UGAGCUGAAUAUUAGGCAAUAGUGUUUAACUUUUGUGUCUCAAAUAAGGUAGAUGUUCGUUUAUUUCUCAUGUAAUUGUCUGCCCAGUCCAGAGGCCCAGUAUCCUCCCAUCUCGUGGUUCCAGUGUCCCUUAGGGUGUUAUUCUUUUCUUCAUGGUUGGAGCUGGAUCACUGUCUUUUCCCAUGGAGAACCAAAAACAGUGGAAAGCAAGCAACUUCAUUUUUAAGGACAUGAAGCAAAAUUUGCACUUUUCAUUCUCAUACAUAUCCCAUUGGUUAAAACCUACUCAUAAGGCCACACCUAGCUACAGGGAGGCUGGGAAAUGUAGUCUUUGGGAGCACAGCUGGGAGAGGGGGCCUGUCCACUGCCUCCUAUCCUCACAAGCAGCUCAUCAUGGGAACAAGAGAAUAAACUGUUUGUCAUGGCUGUCAGUGCAGUACUGAGAGAGGCCUGCAGCCUGGCCUGGCCUGUAGGGCAUUUCUUGAGGAGCAGGGCCAGGCCCUGAGCCUUCUCAGGCUCAGGACUGAGAGGUGACACCCUAGCCUGGUCCAUGAAGGCACACUUGAGAUAUCAGUGCUGCUGUGCUUCUUGGAGGAGGUGGGACUUGAACUGGACCCAAGGGAUGCUGGAUAUUCAGAUGAGUGAAAGGAGGAAAGGUCAGGUGGAGUCACAUUACAGAGGACCUCGGAAUCCAAGCAAGCAAGGACACCACGGCUCCAAGACGGGAGCCAAGUUUUGUACCACAUUCAGGAUGUCUGCAAGGACACAACAGACCACCUCUGGAAGCUUGCAGGAGGUGAGUAUGUGUCAGUGGAGGCACUCAGUCCCUUCUGUACGAACUAAGGAACUCCACGGGGCAAUAAACUCUGAUUUCAGUAGUUUUAAAAGAAGCCUGGAUAAAUUAAGCAAUGACAGAAUCUGAUGAAUUUCUGAUGAGAGGAGCCCUGUUUGGGGAAAAGACCCUGGCUCCUCGAACAAGCUACUUUUUGGUGUUUCUGUGUGACCAAGUCCAGGCAGAUGGAGGAGGGCAGGCUUUGGGUCAGUAGGCUGUGCCGGAACGAGCAGAAGAGCCCUCUACAUGCCCUCCACAGGCCCUGCCUCCCCUCCUCCUAGCAGGCUGCUCAACUGUUACCAGGGCUGAUACUGUGCAGCUGCACACUAUUUUGGCCCGAUGGUUUUCUGCUGGAUAUGACCAGUGGCUGGGACAAUAUUGUAAAUAUCACCUGGUUAACAGACAUCUUCAAGCAGGAUUCACAUGAUUUCAAGAGACAUAAACCCAACAGGAACUAGUCUGGGCUAAAAGAAAAGUGUAUUGGGGCUCACACAGCAUGAUUGUGUGGGAAGGGCAGGGGUGACUACUUCAUUCAGUGCCCACCCAUCAGCCAGGAUUUCUCAAAAGGGGAAGAGUGGUGUCCAUUGCCCACCACACACCAAGAACUCUGGGGUCUACCACACUCUCAGAGACCUCACUUCAACUAGUCAGCUCUCUCCUAGGUUUUCUGUCUCUUUCAUCACUUCCCCCACCAAAUCACUUUCUCCAGGCUUAAAUUCUUGUCCCUCUGAUAGACUUCUUGAAAAAGUCUGCACUCCCACUCUUGCCUCUAUCCCACUUCAUUUCCUUCCUUACCUGUUCUCGCCAAGGUGACCUGUGCACUGAGCCCCAGGGACCCCCCAUCUGCCCACUAGUUCCCCCAUGGUGUUAGUGACUGCUUCACUCUAGCCACUCCUCCACUGUCUCCUCAGAGGUCAGGCAUUCCUGCUGUCUGUGUGCUGUGGAUCCUCAGCCCUUCCUCAAGCCUGAGUCCCCUCCUGAGCUCCAGGUCCACAUUUCCUGCUUCCUGCUCAGUGACCCCACAUGGGAUGACCCACAGGCACCUGUCCCUGCUUCCUGCAGCCCUCUGGCAUUCUCUGCACCCCUUUCACCUCCACCCCCACCUGGCAGUUCCUGUGUUGACCCUUCUCCAUUUUGUUCCUUACAGUGGAGCACCCACUGCUGCCCUGUUUCCCACAACUCCAACUAACUCCUUUCUGCUUUCACCCUAGACCACCGUGGCCAGGGGGUGGUGCCUUGCUGUGCUCCAACAGCACCUGAGCACUGAGCUCUAAACCUCUGUUUUCCCCACUGACUACAAGAGCUCCCAGACUGGAAUGAUGUCCUCUCCCCAAGGCAGAGAAUUAGCAGGAACUUACAGUGAACAAAUGGCUUUCUGUGUCCUGCUGAGGAUAGGAGGAUGAAUUCCAGAGUUUAUAGUCUGGAAGGGGACAGCAAACAUUCCUGAAAAGCUACGUAUGUUGCCAGAAAGGGCCCGGUGUUUCCCCUGGGAAGCUUAGUUCUGGUUUGGAUCUUUUGGCAAAAACCACAAAUUACAGAAAAAAAGGCAUCCCCAUUUCUCUUUUAAAAUAAACAUUCUGUAAAUACAAGUCAAAACUAAGCUUGUUUAUUAAAUUCAGUCAUGUUUACUAAACUACAAAGCAAAUGUUUUCUAAAAAUUACUUGGUUAACCCAUGCAUCUAGGAACAAAGCCUAUUUGGUUUUUUCCCCCUCAAAACAAUUUAACUGAAUACACUGAUUUCAGGUUCCUGCUAAAUAAGUAAAUUUGGAAAAUCACGUGUGCCCUCCUGCCUGGGCGGCUGAAUUCCAGGUGCCCAUGACCUACCAUGAUGCCUAUUAUGCCAUUCCCUCCCCCAUCUUUGCCACAGGAUUUGAUGCACCUGCGCUCCCAGUGACUGGGCCCCAUGAUGUCAAACCUGACCCAGGCCUUUGCAUUUGCUGUUCAGCUCAAUUGCAGAAAUUGGUUAUUAUUAACAGGCCUCUGCUGCCCUGCCCUUCCCCGCGCCCCCCCCCCCGCCCCCAGGCAAUAGAAAACUGAGCUGACCCACACUAAGUGUAGGUAAAGGGUUUGGAAUUCAGGAGAAAGUAGGUAAGGGGUUUGGAAUUUAGGGAAAAGGUUUAAUCAGAAAAAAGCUGCAGUCAGGUGAUUUCCUGAGCAUCCCUUCAUCUGCUGACCUGUGCUGAUUCUUUAUCUACAUCCUGGGCAGCUGACCUCUUCCUAGAGCACUGUGGCGGUGAUACCAUCUUGGUCACUUAUAGCUGUCCUGGGGCACAAAGGUCAAAUUGCUUGUGGGUCUCCUGAAGUCAGGGCAGGUCCAGUCAUACAUUCCAGUCCCUGGAACAAUAGCUUUUCUACAUGCAUUAAUUACCAAGCCUAUUAACUACAUAUCUAAAGCUAAAAAGUCUAUGUGGAGUAAGUUCCCCCUGAACUUAACUUCUUGAGUUCCCCAUCAGGAGCAGCCCUGCCAUGGCCAGCUCCAAGCUAGGCCUCUUGCUGCUGCUGCUGCUGCUGCUGCUGCCGCCCACCCAACCAGGACCCUCAAAGACUCAGCACUGGUCCCACAACUGGUACAGUGGAGGAAAGUGAGCCUCCAGCUCACCCCUGCACUGCCAGCAUCAAUGCCCUGGCUCUCCCCACACACACACACUCCAGGUGGAAAGUGUGCCCUGGGAGGGCAGGACCACAGGCCAGGAGACCCUCCAUACGAAGCAGUACCUGGUGCAGACACUGCUGGUAAGUAGAGUGAGAGGCCCCAGGCAUUGGCCACCAGGGGCCAUAGUGGCUAAGGACUGGGGGCUAUGUGAGUGGAAGAUGGGGUAGACAGCACUGAGACACCCCUACCACAGCACCCCCAGCUGUUAGUGCCCCCUGCUUCUUACAAGCAGGGUGCUGUCUGCUAUUCUAUUUCCCAGAACUCUAAACAAUUUAUAAGAUACUUAUGUUAAAUUUAAAGAUUGGAAGUCACUAAUGGGGUAGGAAAUAAUUGUACUGCACUAAGAAACCUCCAUAAGUAAGGCAGUGACUGCAGUGGGGUCCCCCAGGCUUGUUUCCUAGGGAAACCAUUGUGUUCCCCGGCCAGCAGAAAGAGGUGAGAGGUGGGAGGGACCUCACACUGACAGGUAGCAAGGCCUGGAGGACCAGGUAGUCACUGACAUGGCACUAGAAAUGGUAGCGAUUGCAGAGUCCUCCGAAGCCCUAGCAGAACACAGGUGUGUGGAGAUGGAUUAUUACUAUUUUGCACAUAGUAUUUAAAAGUGCACCAGGAGAGCACGGUAAUUAAAGGAGGAAGUAGUAAGUAGAUUCCUAUACGGCAAAACCUUAUCGCCUAAUUUAAAUCCAUGUGAGCUCAG
This is a messenger RNA of Myotis brandtii (Brandt's bat), 4183 nucleotides long. It is a transcript of the gene GNRH2P, whose product is annotated as gonadotropin-releasing hormone 2. The record is from RefSeq and is a predicted model, not a curated record. The transcript has 2 exons. NCBI's taxonomy places the organism in Eukaryota, Metazoa, Chordata, Mammalia, Chiroptera, Vespertilionidae.